CACAGAAGCAGGAUGCGUUUGGUGUUUGCUUUGGGGCUCUUUUCUGCCCUGCUGCAUCUUUCUACGGCUCUGCUGCUGGGAGCUUUCAACAUCAAGUCAUUUGGAGACACGAAAGCCUCCAACCCGGUUGUGAUGAACAUCAUCAGUGAGAUUAUCCACCGCUAUGACAUCAUUCUGAUCCAGGAGGUCAGAGACAGCGAUCUGUCUGCAACCAAAAAACUCAUGGACCUUGUCAACAGAGGUUCUCCUCAGUUCAACUACAUCGUCAGUGAGCCUCUGGGUCGCAGCACCUACAAGGAGAGAUACCUCUUCAUCUACAGGGAGUCGACGGUGUCUGUGGCUAAAAGCUACACCUACGAUGACGGCUGUGAGUCCUGUGGCACAGACACCUUCAGCAGAGAGCCGUUCGUCGUCAUGUUCUCCUCUAGUCAAACCGCUGUGAAGAACUUUGCUGUGAUCCCCCAGCACACCUCUCCAGAAUCCGCUGUGAGGGAAGUGGAUGCUCUCUACGAUGUGGUGACUGAUGUCAACAACCGCUGGAACACCAAAGACAUAGUGCUGCUGGGCGACUUCAACGCAGGCUGCAGUUAUGUUAAAGGUUCCGACUGGCAGAAGAUCCGCCUCUUCACUGACAAGAGCUUCCACUGGCUGAUCCCUGAUGGGGCUGACUCUACAGUGUCAACCACUAAAUGCCCUUACGACAGGAUUGUGGUCACCACUAGCAUGAUGAGGGGAGUGGUGACGGGCAGUGCUGAGGUCUACAACUUCAUGGUGGAGAUGAAUCUCAGCCAGACUGAGGCAUUGGCCGUCAGUGACCAUUUCCCUGUGGAGGUGACGCUGAGCUAG
Chelmon rostratus (copperband butterflyfish) is the source of this 846-nucleotide messenger RNA. RefSeq names its product deoxyribonuclease-1-like. Gene Ontology annotation, molecular function: DNA nuclease activity. Gene Ontology annotation, cellular component: nucleus. The transcript has 9 exons. Bases 13 to 846 code for a protein of 277 amino acids. The record is from RefSeq and is a predicted model, not a curated record. Lineage: Eukaryota; Metazoa; Chordata; Actinopteri; Chaetodontiformes; Chaetodontidae. Gene Ontology annotation, biological process: DNA catabolic process.